AUGGACCUUACUGGGUUCAGAGAGAGUUCUCUACAUGGGCAGAUGCUACGUUACACGGAUGACUAUCUUUCAGGUAUGUUCCAGGGUGCUGCGGGUCCACAUCAGGCUUAUGAUGAAGCUGGAGGAGCAGACCAGCAGGAUCAGUUUGAGGGUUAG
Molecule: messenger RNA, 156 nt
Organism: Oldenlandia corymbosa var. corymbosa
Lineage: Eukaryota; Viridiplantae; Streptophyta; Magnoliopsida; Gentianales; Rubiaceae
Source: the annotation of a GenBank genome assembly